GGAAGAGACGUUACUUGGACCGUAUCAAUAAUGAGAUGAUUUCCUGAUUGAAAGGGCGUCUUUUAAACAGGUACGACUGAGCAACAUGUAUACGGUUCAGUGGCAGAUGUGCUGAAACAAACCUUGGCAAGCUCUGUGUGGGAAGAACAAAACAACUGAAGGAGGAAUUCUUUUAGAGUGUUUUUGUGCCUCCUUCAGAUAGGAAAAGAACAAGAUGAUCUUUAAACAGCAGAACAAUAACUAAACAUGUCAAACAGUAAAACACACUUGACAUAUCUACUAGGCAGUGAAAAAGAGAAGUGCUAAAUGUAGAUUCUUGUACAUUGUAUGUGACUGGUGAAAAACAUUGUGUGAACCAAUGUCCAGUAGAUAGCCUAAAAGGAACUUUCAAAGUGUUGAGGGCAGUUCUGCUGAGAGAUUUUCCAAACUGCUUUUCUGGUGGGAUGAGGUUUCCAGUGAAUUGAGUGACUGACAAAGUCUGAGGCUAUAUUUGGACAGGCUGCUUCCUAGAGGGAUGGCUAGCUGUGACACAGAGUCAGACAGCCUGGACAGUACCUGCUGUGGAGGGCGGUCUGGCCUGGGCAUUUCCUUAGAGAAGGGGGAGAGUAUGGGGAAUUCCAGUGUGGGGACCUCUUACCACCAGACCCCCGACAUAGAGGCGCACGCGCAGGGCUACGAUGUGGAGUUCGACCCCCCUCUGGAGAGCAAGUACGAGUGUCCCAUCUGUCUGAUGGCUCUGAGGGCGGCUGUGCAGACUCCCUGCGGACACAGAUUCUGUAAGGGCUGCAUUGAGAAAUCCCUCAGGGAUGCAGGACAGAAGUGCCCAGUGGACAAUGAGAUUCUGCUGGAGAACCAGCUGUUUCCUGAUAAUUUUGCCAAGCGAGAGAUCCUGUCCCUCACUGUGUGCUGCCCCAAUGAGGGCUGCAUGCACAAGAUGGAGUUGCGCCACCUAGAGACGCACGUGUCUCAGUGUGUCUUUGCCACUGUGGAGUGUCCGCUGUGCCACACUGCUGUGUGGAGGAGCCAGCAGGAGGAGCAUAUGAAGCAGGAGUGCCCACGCCGAGUGACCAGCUGCCAGAACUGUGCCUCCUGCAUCGUGUUCGAGGAGCUCCAGUACCAUGACCAGGAGUGCCCCCUAGCGAUUGUGGUGUGUGACUACUGCAGCACGGAGCUCACUCGGGAGCAGCUGCAGUAUCACUGUGAAAUGGACUGUCCUCAGGCCCCUGUCGCCUGUACCUUCAGCUCCUUCGGCUGUCCUGAGAAGAUGCAGCGAAACAAACUGGCGCAGCACAUGCAGGAUUACACGCAGAUGCACUUACGUUUGAUGGCACAGUUCCUGCUCGGUAACCGCAUGCCGACUCAUCUUCCAGAGAGCUCUGAUCUCCACUUCGCCCCGUCCCCCUCUGCCGGGCCCAUCCCCCUGCCUCUCUCCCUGGCUGGGGCUGCUGCUACAGCCCCCUCUCUCCAGUGCCAGUGCUCUGCAGCUCUGCAGGACCAGCGUGAGACUCUGCAGCAGCUGGAGGCCCGUCUAGUUCGGCAGGACCACCAGAUCCGGGAGCUGCUGGCUAUCAAGGAGACUGAGAGCGUGCAGGUGGGUACUCUGAAGAGGCAGGUUCGCACACUGGAGGAGACGGUGAACGAGCUGGAGGCGCAGCAGUGUAAUGGCAUCUAUGUGUGGAAGCUGGAGAACUUCUCCAGCUACCUGAGCAGCCAGGUGGCCGAGCAGCCUGUGGUCAUCCACAGCCCCGGCUUCUACACGGGCCGGCCCGGCUACAAGCUCUGCCUUCGACUCCAUCUGCAGACUCCAAGUGCUCCACGCUGCGCCAACUUCAUCUCCCUGUUCGUGCACACCAUGCAGGGCAAGUAUGACGGCCAGCUACCCUGGCCCUUCCAGGGAACCAUCCGCCUCUCCAUCCUGGACCAGACUGAAGGUGUUGUCCAGCAGAACCACGAGGAGGUGAUGGAUACUAAGCCGGACCUCCUGGCCUUCCAGCGCCCCACUGCCCAACGCAACCCCAAGGGAUUCGGCUAUGUCACCUUUAUGCACCUGCAGAACCUGCAGAAGAGGGAGUACGUGCGGAACGAUGCACUGCUGGUGCGCUGCGAGGUCACCCCGCGCCUCGAUGUGAGCAGCAUUCGCAGGGAGGGGUUUCAGCCCAGGGGCACAGAGCCCCCCAUUUAACAUGGAGGUUCAGCAGGGGGUGAUACUGAGUCACUGGUGUUUCAGCAAUAUUAUAGACAAGAAGCAACAUUACAUAAUGCCAAUAUGGUGCUGAUUCGAUGUGACGAAUACUCAAGGUCAAACAUUAUGCAGUCUUAUCAUGGAGGUUAUGUAUCGUAAUUGGAAACAUCAAUCAUAUAAAUUUGCUUACCUAUUUCCUUUUAAAAUAUAUAUUGAUGUGCUACAUCCAGCCCAGGAUACAGCAAAGAUACUGAUGUUUUUUUGUAAACACUGCAGGGUGUUCUUUGGGUCAAUUACGGCGUUUCAUUUGUGGUUCAGAAGCAUGCCAAAGAACUGAACUAAAUGAGUUCCAACUGCAGCAUGCUAAUACGAAGAUCUAGGAAAUGAGUUUAGCCAAUAUAAACAAGUGGAACAAAUCAGACUGAUCAUAGGAAUCAAUCCAUAGACCGGUAUAUACAAAAUAAACCAGUGUCUUACACUAUUUUAAGAAACAUUUCCCAUGCCUUGUAGUGCGCGUGUAUUUUCUUAAAAUAUCUAUAGACACAACAGCGUAUUGUUAAAUGUUUAAAAAGGGAAAAAAAUAAAAUAAAAGGGAGCAAAGCUACUUUAUUACAGUUGAAACAAUAUUCAGAUACUCUUAACACUGCAGCCUCUUAAGAGACACAAGGACUGAAAUAAAGUUUUAAAUAAAAUAGACUGCAGCUUGCACAGUAUAAUGUUAUGUAUUAAAGGAUGGAAAAGCAGAGUUAAGCAAUGUGCACAGAGGUGGAUACUAAAGCAGAGUAAAAACAAUAACAAUUAAACACAGCAAAUACAUUGGAAAAUAAAUGUUCAUUAACAUGCAAAAUAGCCGAUUCAAAUACAUCACUAGUUGUGUGCCUAGUUGAAGUACUGCAAUACAGACCCUUGGCUGAUUGUCAUUGUGGAUUCAAUCUGACUGACAGAUGCAGUGUACACCUGGGGUACAUGGGUUUGUUUAUUUCAGUGCAAUUUCGCUGCCCCUCAGUCCUUAUCUGAUCACCCUGUCAUUCAGUCCAGGACACCUCAUUCUAAACUGGCAAUUCUUGGAUGUGGGCAAGAAACUAAUUUCACCUUAGUGAGAGUCAAACCCAGCUUGCUCGGAUGAAGUAAACAUUGUGCACUCUGACCUGCACUUGCUGGGAGGACGAUGUUUUGGUGUCAUUUGUUACAUUUUCCUUCCGUGGCCAUUGUGAUUAUCAUGAAUCCCUGAAAGAGACUUGAUAACGUGACAAACAUAUUUCUGAGACCACCCCGUGGUCUUCAACAGUAUGGUUCCCAAUGUUUGAAAUACUAUUUUAUCUACGUAUUUCUUUAUGCCAGAAAAUAGCUGUAAACAAUAAAAUAUUUUUUUCUAAA
This is a messenger RNA of Polyodon spathula (Mississippi paddlefish), 3559 nucleotides long. RefSeq names its product TNF receptor-associated factor 6-like. Gene Ontology annotation, molecular function: ubiquitin protein ligase activity; zinc ion binding; tumor necrosis factor receptor binding. The transcript is spliced from 8 exons. Gene Ontology annotation, biological process: interleukin-1-mediated signaling pathway; protein K63-linked ubiquitination; regulation of canonical NF-kappaB signal transduction. The coding region runs from base 515 to 2182 and encodes 555 amino acids. The record is from RefSeq and is a predicted model, not a curated record. Lineage: Eukaryota; Metazoa; Chordata; Actinopteri; Acipenseriformes; Polyodontidae. Gene Ontology annotation, cellular component: plasma membrane signaling receptor complex.